Molecule: messenger RNA, 620 nt
Organism: Anthonomus grandis grandis
Lineage: Eukaryota; Metazoa; Arthropoda; Insecta; Coleoptera; Curculionidae
Product: selenoprotein F
Exons: 4
Coding region: 85-573 (162 amino acids)
Cellular component (GO): endoplasmic reticulum lumen
Molecular function (GO): oxidoreductase activity
Source: RefSeq, a predicted model, not a curated record
AUCAGCUGCUCAAAUUUGAGGUUAGAAUUGUCGAGUCCUGUCCUGUUUUUUAUUAUUAAGAUUUUCCUUUCCUCAAUAGUUACAAUGAAUAAUUUAAUAUUUCUUAUGGCACUAACAAUUAUUCCACCUCAAAUUGUAGCCGAAUUCACCUCAGAGGACUGCUGGGCCCUCGGCUUUAACAAAGCAAAUUUGUUGUGUUCCUCCUGCGAGCAGUUGUCCAAGUUCGACCUAGAGAUUCUGAAGGAUCAUUGUAAAGAGUGUUGCAGCCCAGAUGAGAACGGCCAGCACGACAAAAAGUACGCCAAAGCCAUUUUGGAAGUUUGCACUUGCAAGUUUGGAGCCUAUCCACAGAUUCAAGCCUUUAUUAAGAGCGACAGACCCGGCAAGUUUCCUAAUUUACAAAUUAAAUAUGUUCGAGGUUUGGAUCCCAUAAUUAAACUUUAUGAUAAGGACGGGCAUCUGCAGGAAACUGUUGCUAUUGAAAAGUGGAAUACUGACUCCGUUGAUGAAUUCUUAAGCACCCAUUUAGAUGAUGGAGAUAGUAGAGAUUAUUUAAAAACUAAUAUGAUUUAACACAAUUUUGUGAGUAACUAAAUAAAGCCAUUUUUUUUUAUUGAAAA